ACUCCCUCUUUUUCCUCUCAUUUCUCCCACGCUUCUUCUUCUCUCUCUCUCUCUUCCUCUUCCUCUAUAAAAACCUUCCACCACCACGCGGCCGCCAUCGACGCUGCGCCACCACUGAUUAGUUGUUUUCAAUUUUCCAUAACUUCCAUAGCCACCGCUUUAAUCUCAUUUCCUUCCAAGGGUCAAAAAAAAAAAAAAAAAAGAAAAAACAACGAGCAGAGAGUAUAUUCAAGAGAAUUAUAUUAUGGCAUCCUUGAUCUCAAGCCUCGAAUCAAAUUCAGACACGUCGCAAGAAUUCAAGCAAAGGAAGAAGCGAAGAAAACUCACUCACGAAACGCAGAAUCAAAGCCAAAACGGGGAGACGAACAAUCGAAACAUCAGCAAAACUAGGUGGAAAACUCAAGCAGAACAGCAGAUCUAUUCCUCCAAGCUUCUAGAAGCUCUUCGGCGAUCUCGACGGACCUCCUCAAUUUCUUCCAGAGGCAGAGAAAUUCGCGAAACUGCUGAUAAAGUCCUUGCGGGGGCUGCAAAAGGCAAGACGCGGUGGAGUCGUGCGAUUCUGGCGGGAAGGCUUAGGUUGAGGAAAGUUAAAAAGGUUAGGAAAGUGAAGGUAACAGGAGAGAGACGGUUGAGGAAGAAGGAGGUUGCUAGAGAGAACAAGAGAUUACCUAUUUUGGAGGAUAGACUGCGAGUUUUGAGCCGUCUGGUUCCCGGUUGUCGAAAGACAUCGUUUACCAGUCUUUUAGAGGAAGCUACUGAUUACAUCGCGGCUUUGGAGAUGCAGGUCAAAGCUAUGACAACUCUCACAGAGAUUCUCGCCGCCGGCGGUGACGCGCAGGUUAACUCCGCAAGCUGAGUGAAUAGCCCAAUCACAACUUGUUAGUUAUGCCAGGUGUUAUUAAAAUUUUUUAUUUUGUUUCUUGUAUUUUUCUCUCUUUUAUAAUUUUUUUCUUCAUUAUUAAUUCAUGUACUUUAUUAUAUACGUAACUCGCAUCUUUGGAGCAUUCGGACCUCAA
Jatropha curcas is the source of this 1016-nucleotide messenger RNA. Lineage: Eukaryota; Viridiplantae; Streptophyta; Magnoliopsida; Malpighiales; Euphorbiaceae. The record is from RefSeq and is a predicted model, not a curated record.